This is a messenger RNA of Hordeum vulgare subsp. vulgare (domesticated barley), 2889 nucleotides long. Its product is annotated as LMBR1 domain-containing protein 2 homolog A-like. The transcript has 14 exons. The record is from RefSeq and is a predicted model, not a curated record. Bases 218 to 2401 code for a protein of 727 amino acids. Gene Ontology annotation, cellular component: membrane. NCBI's taxonomy places the organism in Eukaryota, Viridiplantae, Streptophyta, Magnoliopsida, Poales, Poaceae.
CUUCUCCGGGGAGACAAAAGAGACCUCGCUCGAUCUCCCGUGCCCCCAACCCCGCCUCCACGCGGCGCCCAGAAGCUUCCUCAGCCUGCCGGACUCCUCCGCCCCCGCCCCCACCGCCACCGCCACCGCCACCGCCCCGCCCCGAACCCCCCCGCCGCACCCUCCCUCCUCCCGGCCGGCGCGGCGCCGCGGCUAGGCCGAGGCGGAGGGCGGCGAGAUGUGGGUCUUCUACCUGAUAUCGCUGCCCCUGACGCUGGGCAUGGUCGUCGUCACGCUGCGCUACUUCGCGGGCCCGGGCGUGCCGCGCUACGUCCAGGCCACCGUCGGCUACGCCUGGUUCUGCUCCCUCUCCGUCAUCAUCCUCGUCCCCGCCGACAUCUGGACGACAUUAACUGGCUUUGAUAAAGGUGGGAUUGGUUUCUUCUGGAGCUGGUCUUAUUGGAGCACAUUUAUCCUAACAUGGGCUGUAGUUCCUACUAUUCAAGGCUAUGAAGAUGCUGGAGAUUUCACUGUUAGGGAAAGGCUAAAAACUAGUAUUCACAUGAACCUGCUCUUUUAUUCAAUUGUGGGAGCUAUUGGCCUCUUUGGACUCAUACUGCUUUUAGUCAUGCAUAGAGCUUGGGAUGGAGGUCUUGUGGGGUUUUUAAUGGCUUGCUCAAAUACCUUUGGACUGGUGACUGGUGCUUUUCUUCUUGGUUUUGGAUUGAGUGAAAUUCCAAGAAACAUCUGGAAAAACGCAGACUGGACUCACCGCCAAAAAGUACUUUCUCAUAGAGUUGCCAAGAUGGCCGUAAAGCUUGAUAAUGCUCAUCAAGAGUAUUCAAAUUCAAUUGUUGUUGCUCAAGCCACUUCAAAUCAAAUGUCAAAGCGUGAUCUCUUAAGACCUUAUAUGGAUAUUAUUGACAGAAUGGUUGCUCAAAUGCUGCGGGAUGAUCCAUCUUUCAAGCCUUCUGGUGGCAGAUUAGGUGAAAAUGAUAUGGACUAUGAUACAGAUGAUAAAACAAUGGCCAAUCUCCGACGUCAACUUAGGAUGGCUCAUGAGGAGUACUAUCGGUGUAAAAGCGAAUACAUGACUUAUGUCAUGGAAGCUCUCGAUCUAGAGGACACCAUUAAAAAUUAUGAACAUCGUGAUGCAAAUGGAUGGAAAUACGUAUCGAGUUUUAGGGAGAGUCGAUCAGGCACACUGGGAUCCCUUUUGGACACUAUGGAGUUCAUUUGGCGUUGUAUACUGAGAAAGCAGCUUCAGAAAGCACUGGCUAUUAUUCUCGGCUGCAUGUCAGCUGCUAUACUGUUGGCUGAAGCUACUUUGCUGCCAAGUGGUGUCGAUUUAUCACUUUUUUCCAUUCUUGUAAAAUCUGUCGGAAAACAGGAGGUUCUAGUCCAGGUUGCUGCAUUUGUCCCUUUGAUGUAUAUGUGUAUAUGCACAUACUAUUCGCUAUUUCAAAUUGGGAUGUUAAUGUUUUAUUCCCUGACUCCACGGCAAACAAGUUCUGUCAGUUUGCUUAUGAUCUGUUCGAUGGUUGCAAGAUAUGCACCUCCCAUUUCUUAUAACUUCCUGAAUCUUAUUCGCCUUGGUCAUAAUGUUAAAACUACUUUUGAGAAGAGAAUGGGGAACAUAGAUGAUGCAGUUCCUUUCUUUGGAAGACGGUUCAACAGGAUCUACCCACUAAUUAUGGUUGUUUAUACGCUACUUGUUGCUAGUAACUUCUUUGGACGUGUGAUUGACUAUUUUGGAAGCUGGAAAAUGUUCAAGUUCCAGCGUGAGGAAGAACAUAUGGAUGGUUUUGAUCCAUCUGGAAUUAUUAUUCUGCAAAAAGAGAGAUCUUGGAUUGAGCAAGGAUAUAAAGUUGGUGAGCAGGUUAUUCCAUUGGCAAGGUUCAAUGGCGCGAGCACGGACGUUGAAUCUGGAAAGGUUGAAAAUACAGUGGAGAUGAAAGUGGGAACAACUUCUUCGAGAGUUGAUGGAAGAGCCGGUCAAUCUAAAUAUGCUCACAACAGGGAAAUGAUUUCCAACAAGUAUUCGUCCGUUAGAGACCAGAGUCGGCAGGCAACAAAGCCAGUGAAAAAGGAAACCGUGUCAGCAUCUGUAUCUCUGCUUGAAGAAGGGAAUUCUGAAAAUCGCUCGGCUGCUGGAAUCUCCCAAACAUGGGCUUCAAUGAAGAAUGGUUUUCAGAACUUCAAAGCGAAUAUGGGUGCCAAGAAGUUCACUCCUUUGCGCCAGGAUCCAGGAUUUGCUCCUCAUUUGAACGGCUCUUCGCCCGAAUCUCUCGAUGACAUCUUCCAAAGGAUAAAACGACGCCCUGAAGACUCGCCUGUAGAUUACCUUGACAACGACGAUGACGACGACGACGACGAAAAUACCGGAGACAUGGAUCCUCCGUUUCCAGGACCGAGAAGAUAGGCUGUGGUUUCUCCCUUAGAAGUUAGAACAUUGAGCUCUGGGAAUCAAAAAAGGAUUUGGUAGCAUUAGAUUCAGAAUAGAAGAUACAUGAUGUACAGAUCAGAUGAUGGUUUUUGGUGUGCUUCGUGGAAGCUGAAGGCGCCCUCUGCCCAUCUGGAAAGGUGCAGACGUGAAUGAAAGCAUAUGACGUGAUGACACAGGCCCUGCAGAAAGGACAGCGGAAUCUCCCCAACAAGAGAUCAUGGGAGCGUGACUGCAUCACACUUUUCUGCUUUACACACAGUGCAGGAUUAGACAUCGCUGACGUGUUAUUUUACUUGUUAUUAAAUGUUGAAUAUGUAUUGGAGACAACUGAUUCGUACUCCAAGCUGACGAGUGUAGGCUGUAAAGGUAUGCAUUAUUAUAUGAUGUGCGUUGAAAACAUGCGGCCGAUCUAAUGUACUAAAUGCAAAAAAAUUGGAAGGCACAAGUCCUUUUGUGUGGGGAAA